GUCAAACAAAUGGCUAGCUUCCAACACUCGACACACACACACAUAUAACCACAACAUAGCUCGCAGUUUCACAACAAUGGAGGAAUUCAAAUAUCUGAUUCCCCUUAUUCUCACAUCAAUCCUCUCUCUCAUCUUCUUACUAUGCUCCAUCGUCAAAAGGAAAAAACUGCCCCCAUCACCACUAAAGCUGCCUAUAAUCGGAAAUCUACACCAAGUGGGGUCACUGCCCCACCGCGAUCUCCACUCCCUAGCCCGGAAACACGGCCCCCUGAUGCUUCUUCACUUGGGCAGCGCCCCGGCUCUGAUCGUCUCCUCCGCCGACUCAGCCUGCGAAAUCAUGAGGACUCAUGAUCUCGUCUUCGCCAGCAGGCCCGUCUACAAGGCCUUCCAGAAGCUUCUGUACGGCUGCAAGGAUGUGGCGUCCGCCCCUUACGGCGACCACUGGAGGAGGAUGAAGAGCAUCUUGGUUCUCCAGCUGCUCAGCAACAAAAGGGUUCAGACUUUCCGAUCCAUCCGGGAAGAAGAGACGGCCAUCUUCCUGAAGAAGAUCCAGGAAUCUGCGGGGCCUGUGAAUCUGAGUGAGAUAUUUAAGAAGCUGAAUAACGAUGGGGUGUGUAGGGCAGCCUUUGGCAGGAAGUAUAGUGAGACCGAGAAUGGGAAGAAGUUCCUGCUGCUGCUCUCAGAUUUGAUGGAGUUGCUCGGGAGCAUUGACGUCGGAGAUUUCAUCCCGUGGCUUGCUUGGAUUGGUCGUCUUAAUGGCUUCGAUAGGAAGCUGGAUAGGGUUGCUAAAGGGAUGGAUCAAGUUCUCGAGAGUGUGUUUCAGGAACGCAGUAAUGGAGCUCAUGGAAAGGAUGGAGACAAUUGUUGGUAA
Molecule: messenger RNA, 871 nt
Organism: Salvia miltiorrhiza (redroot sage)
Lineage: Eukaryota; Viridiplantae; Streptophyta; Magnoliopsida; Lamiales; Lamiaceae
Product: cytochrome P450 736A117-like
Exons: 1
Coding region: 77-871 (264 amino acids)
Molecular function (GO): monooxygenase activity; oxidoreductase activity, acting on paired donors, with incorporation or reduction of molecular oxygen; heme binding
Source: RefSeq, a predicted model, not a curated record